AUGCAGUUGGCAUCUCUCACCUCAUCCAUAAGCUCAUCUGAAGAGAGAAAGCCAUAUCUUUGGAGGAUGCAGCACCCAGAGGCUAGGAAAUAUCAGCUUUUCCCCAAGGAGAAGCAACUCCCUUCAGUGGUUUCCGGAAAACAGCUUGACCCAGAGCAGGCCUUUGCAGUAGCCAUGGCACAGUCUGGCGAGAAAUCAGACAAGCUGGAAAAGGAAAAGUCAAGCCUGAGACUUAGAAUCAAGGAGCAUCACCUCAACCGACGCAGAAAGGUCAGCGUUCCUGAGCUGGGACCAAUGACCACUGUGCAUGAGGUGCCCAUGGACUCUCCAACAAUUCCCGGACGACCUCCUCUUCAUGAACGAUCCAUUAGCUCUCCAGUCAACUCAUGGCGUCGACACAAAUUAGCAGACUCUCUUCCACACCUGCACGAUACAACCAGGGAAAGCAAUGAAUCGACAAGAUCAAAUAUGGCCGAGCUUCAGAUGACCGGUGUGUCUGCAAGUAUACAGCCAAUGUCCCCCAAGAGUCUUGCCCCCCUUGUAAUUCCAAAGGAGACCGGCCCUCUUCCACGCUUGGCUCAUCAGCUGUCACUCAGUCGACUUCGUUCAGGGAACAACAGCAACGCCAGUGAUACCUGCCCACGCAGUGCAAAAACCGAGGACUCGCCCAGGACUAGAACUCCUUUCACUCCUUUCACGCCAGCCUCAGUAUACAUGACCACGCCAAAGUCUGCCGUGACAGCAUCGACUUCACCGACGCCCAUCUCUGCCCCAGCAGAGAGUCGAGCAUCGCCAAGGCCCUGGGAAAAGGCCGCCAACAUCACUCCGGUGGGCACUCCUCAACCCAACAACGACUCAAUGUCGACACCCAGAGCCGAAGCAGAGAUUCCACGAAGUGCCACUGCCAUGUCCUAUAGGACGGAAGCCGAUGCUUCUCUUCGGGCAACCGCCGCCAUGUCACACAGAAGGAACCAGUCGGACACCGGAAGCAUCAUGGAGCGUGGACGUCCUAGAAAGAGAACUGAUGGAAGCAGUGUCGGCGUCCCUCUACGACGCACAGCAUCAAAGGCCAGUAAGAGUGCAGAGCGUCGUGCUUUUGAGACCCUGCCUGAGGGGUGGAAACCUACCGAAGCAUCAAAGAUGAUUGAGAGUGAGGAGCUUGCGAACCUGCAGAAGCAGGCUUACGGCCAGGCAAUGAGGUUCGAGGUUUUGAGAAAGGAACACGUCGAAAGCCUCUCUAAGGAACUCCGUCACCUCGACGAUCGGACCGAGUAUCUGCGUCGCACCUACACUUCCUUGAGGGCUGGACGACGCAACCUCCACUCUCGCAUCUGUCAAUAUCUCCGCUCGCCCCGUGUUGCAAAAUUCAGCUACGAAUCCAUGCUCAAGCAGGAAGAGGCACUUGCUGAACUGGAUGCUUCGAUUGACGACUGGGUGUCCAAAUUGGAACACGCUGAGAACCGUCGAACCCGGGUCCGCCAGAAGCUUCUUGAGCACGUUGCCGCCGCCGCCACUUUGGCUUCCAAUCCAGUCGACCUUGCUGGUGCCAGCGAGUCUCUUCACCAGGCCAUGGGUGUACGCAUACCUAAUGCUUCGAUUGAAGCCACCACUCCACCCCGCAGCCCAACCAAGGUGGAACACCAAGCGUACGCUCCAUCUCCAUCAUCCUCUCCUCAACGAGUUGUGGCUCGCGUGCCAUCUGUCAUACCAGAGGUCCCCGCCGAGAGCAUUACCGCUGGUCUAUGCCUGGACGAUAGCGCUUCUGAGCACCAAUCUGCUCUUGCUCGCAUGGAAAGUAUCCGAAUUUAUGCAGACAGCGACGUUUACGCUCUCCUUGCCGAUGUCGAGACUGAGUUCACCAAGCUCAGUGGUGUAGGAAGACACACUCCUGAGCCUAUCAAGGUUACCGAUAUCUCAGAUGAGAAGAGAAAGGAGAUUCAUCGCGCCCAGAGUCACGAGGCCCUCAACGGCAGCGGACUUGUCAUCAACUCGGCACAGAAGACAACCAAAGCACCACCAAUGUCGCCACCUGCCCCAACGCCACCUUUGAAGGAUGAUUCCGCUAAUGAGGGCUUCUUGUUGACCUCUGCAGUCUUCCAGCCUCCAGCGGUGUCAGUUUCCUAG
Pestalotiopsis fici W106-1 is the source of this 2124-nucleotide messenger RNA. RefSeq lists its product as uncharacterized. Lineage: Eukaryota; Fungi; Ascomycota; Sordariomycetes; Amphisphaeriales; Sporocadaceae. The transcript is spliced from 3 exons. The coding region runs from base 1 to 2124 and encodes 707 amino acids. The record is from RefSeq and is a predicted model, not a curated record.